UUUGUUUAGUUAAUUUAAUUUUACAAAACAAUUUAUUUAUUAUAUAAUGGAUUGAAAAUAUUACUUAUUAAUAGUUGUUAUUAUUUUUGAACAAAAAUUUUCUGAAAUAUUAAAUUUUUUGUAUUCUCAAUAUACUUCUAAUAUGGCAACUAUAUCUUAUAAGCUGUGUGUCAAUUUGAAAAUGCGUUUGCUCCGAAAUUACCGGUGCUAAGUUGUGCAAAUUCAUAACUACUUACUAAUUAGAACAACACAAGUUUUAUAAAUCACAGCAUUGCUGGAAUUAAAAUGCAACGGGAUAUAAGAUUGCUUUAUAAAAACACUACACCACAAAAGAAAGUUGAACCAUCGAAUGACGACGAUGAUUUACUCAAUAAAAAGCGGAAGAAGCGAGUUAUAUCUAGCGACGAGGAUGAAAUACCAGAAAGUCCCAUAGCUAAAGGGAAAACUCAGGCAAAGAAAAAGCGUACAGAAGAUAAAUCACCGCAUAAUGCACAAGCACAAAACAAUAAUAAACCGUCACUGUCCAAACUAAAAAAUUCUCCUUCAAAGAAGCUAAAGGCAGUCGAUCCGAAUGCACUUUUCGGCGGUGAAACCUUACGUGUUGAGGCCAAAAAACCACCACCCCCGAAAAUAACAGCUGCAAUCGAAUUGGAAGACGAUGAAAUCAAUAAGAGCCUUAUGGAAUUGAACCUAGUUGAGAAUCCACCCACAGUAAACGAUAAAUUAAGUGAUAAUAAGCGGGAGUCGAGACGUUCAAAGUCAAAAACGCCACGGAAGAGUCCACGUAAAGAAAAACAAUCGCCAGAGAAACCGGAAAAAUCAAUAGAUGUGCCCACACCAAAGAAGGACAAACAAGAAAAAGAACAGACUGUUGCGGACUAAUGAUCCCAAAUACAUACAUAAUGAUAAAGUCUGCAAGAAAACAAGAAUUUGUAAGGGUUAGGAGGGAGGUUAGAAUAGAAAGCCUCAUAAAAUACAUA
Messenger RNA from Zeugodacus cucurbitae (melon fly), 980 nucleotides. RefSeq names its product replication factor C subunit 1-like. The coding region runs from base 286 to 882 and encodes 198 amino acids. The record is from RefSeq and is a predicted model, not a curated record. Lineage: Eukaryota; Metazoa; Arthropoda; Insecta; Diptera; Tephritidae. The transcript is spliced from 2 exons.